AUGUCUCUUUACGGCGACUUACCUCCUCCUACACAUUCAACUCCCAGUGCCGACAAAGAGGAAACCCAACAAUCCGCUUUAGAAACGCAAUCUACGAAUUCGAAAUCUUCAAAAUCUGCUCUUCCAGUUGGUUGGACUCCAGGAACUUUACGUUUUAUGCCUACUAUUCAAAGAAAGCCUGUUAUUCAAGCAAAGCCAAAACUUAUUCCCAAGGCCUCUGUAACUUCUCCAAAUCCUCCCUCCGUUUCGACCUCUUCAACCCAAAACAACGCUCCUACUUCUAAUCUAAACAGUGGAAAAAAACAAGGAAAAGGUGUUAAUAAAAGGCAGCAAGCUCCUUUAACAUUAGAAGAUGAUUAUGACCCUACACGUCCAAAUGAUUAUGAAGAAUAUAAAGAAUAUGAAAAAAGACGUAAAGAAGCUGUUUAUCAUGAAGAACAUUCCAGACGUAGAUCAAUGAGUCCUGAACCUAGGCAACGUUCACCACCUCUAGUUGAAACACCUGUUCAAGAAGCUCCUAGACCACGUACUCCACCUGCCAAGAUCGAUUUAGAUAUAACAGGUGAAGAGGCAUUUUUACGAAGAGCUAGAUUAAGUAAUCGCGUUAGUGAGACAACCCAAAAAUCCCCCGAGCCAAAAGUUACAUCUGGUCCAUCUUCUGGUGAAGAUUUUGCUCAUCGAAUACUUGCUAAAUACGGUUGGCAGGAAGGUCUAGGAAAAGAUGAACAAGGUAUUAAUGAACCUUUGAAGGUCCAAAAAACGGACUAUAGAUCAGGAAUCAUCGUUAAUACGUCCACUAACAUACCGGAAGCAAAAUCUACGGCGAAAAUUGACUCUGCUUCUUCAAAUGUUGAAGUUCCUUCAAGAGUUGGUCCUGGUGAAGUGGAUGAUACUCUUCAAGAGGAAACGGCCGAUGAAUGCAAUGAAAAAUAUGGUGCUGUAGAACGUUGCCUUAUCUUUGAGGUACCUAAUGGCAAGUUGCCAGAUGAUCAAGCUGUAAGGAUAUUUGUGAAAUUUGUAGCACAAGCUGCUGCAGUAAAGGCAAAGAAAGAUCUUAAUGGUCGUUUCUUUGGAGGUUUAAUAAUAUUGGUCCCAACUUCUGUUUCUCAAGCUACCAUUUGUUUUUCUGCAAUUGAUAAUAUUUCAAUUGCUUGA
Cetraspora pellucida is the source of this 1155-nucleotide messenger RNA. The record is from the annotation of a GenBank genome assembly. NCBI's taxonomy places the organism in Eukaryota, Fungi, Glomeromycota, Glomeromycetes, Diversisporales, Gigasporaceae.